AUGGAGGCGGAAGAUGCCAACGCCCAGCUUUGUGGCUUCGACUUUGUUGACGACGACGACGCCCAGAGUGUCUCUUGUCGUGAGAGUAUUGUCCGGGUUCGUCAUCAAAUGCCGUGCCGUUCAAAGAGACGAGACCAACGACCGUCACAGUUAGCAGCAAAGCUUGGACGUAGCUUGCUUUGCUCGUCAAUUCCAAAUGCCGCCCGUCGGGAUCGAAAAUACGCCGAUGCCGACACGCAAGACCUGGGCGUUGACAAGGCUUGA
This is a messenger RNA of Pseudozyma hubeiensis SY62, 264 nucleotides long. RefSeq lists its product as hypothetical. The record is from RefSeq and is a predicted model, not a curated record. The transcript is spliced from 2 exons. NCBI's taxonomy places the organism in Eukaryota, Fungi, Basidiomycota, Ustilaginomycetes, Ustilaginales, Ustilaginaceae. The coding region runs from base 1 to 264 and encodes 87 amino acids.